Messenger RNA from Drosophila persimilis, 789 nucleotides. RefSeq lists its product as uncharacterized. Lineage: Eukaryota; Metazoa; Arthropoda; Insecta; Diptera; Drosophilidae. The transcript has 2 exons. The record is from RefSeq and is a predicted model, not a curated record. The coding region runs from base 74 to 733 and encodes 219 amino acids.
ACAUCAGGACGAUAUCCUCUUCGUUUAUAUUUCCCGGUCGGUUAUUCAAUAAAAGUCAAUCUACUCUUCAAUCAUGAAACGUGUUAGUGCAUUGUUUCGUCCUGCUGUGAAAUCGUCCAUGAGCUCAGUCAGCCUCUUUUCAGAGGAUGCCGGUGUCGCCCCGGUGCUCAAAAUUCGACGAAGUGUAAGCCACAGCGUCAUCCAAAGCGUCAACCACUUUGACAAGGAGACCAAUCGUAAUAUUCUGAAGAAUCGCUUGACUGGAAGCGGCUCAGAGCUCUUCCGGGGCAGGAACAUUAGUGACGCUAACAAGUCCCGUGACGCUGCCCGCGGAAUGCCACACACCGAAAUGGCGACUGCAAAAGAUGAGCAGAAGACAACGGACUACCGAGAAUACGCCCGCUACCGCAACACGAUCCGUGAGGAGAACAUGUGGCGCGAUCCACGCCACCCAGAGACCAACUGGUUGAAGCCCCGCAGCGCUUCGGCCUACAAGCCGGAUUUUGCCAACACCGAGAACAAUAUCAUAAAGCAGAGAUUUAUGCGCAGCCCGGACGAGAAGUCAAAGCAUAUGCUGAACCACGACCUAACCCAGGCCGUGCAGAAGCUGCGCUUUAUCCCUAGCCCGGCUCCAAUGUCGGCCACAGCCCAAGUGGUACGCCAGGCCGCCGAGGCCUUCAAGUCCCUUCCCAAGGCCUUUGAGAACAAAACCCCGUCUGAAAAGGAAGAGUAGAGCCACAUAAAUUUAAAAAAAACUAGGAAUAAUUAAAUAUUGAAUGCAUCUUGAAA